CUCCCCCCGGCAGCGGACAGGGAAGGGUUAAAGGCCCCCAGCUCCCUGCUCCCUGCCCUGGGGAACCCCUGCCCUGUGGGGACAUGAACAGUGUUUGCUGCCUGGUCCUGGUCGCCCUGAGCCUGUGGCCAGAUAGAGCUGCUGCCCCCGGGCCGCCUCCUGGCCCCCCACGGGCCUCCCCAGACCCUCGGGCUGAGCUGGACAGCGCCGUCCUCCUGACCCGUUCCCUCCUGGCGGACACUCGGCAGCUUGCCGCCCAGCUGAGGGACAAAUUUCCAGCCGACGGAGACCACAACCUGGACUCCCUUCCCACCUUGGCCAUGAGUGCAGGGGCUCUGGGAGCCCUGCAGCUCCCAGGUGUGCUGACACGGCUGCGGGCGGACCUGUUCUCCUAUCUGCGCCACGUGCAGUGGCUGCGCCGAGCUGGGGGCCCUUCCUUGCGGACCCUGGAGCCCGAGCUCGGUGCCCUGCAGGCCCGGCUGGACCGCCUGCUGCGCCGGCUGCAGCUCCUGAUGUCCCGCCUGGCCUUACCCCAGGCGCCCCCGGACCCACCAGCUCCCCCACUAGCGCCCCCAGCCUCCGCCUGGGGAGGCAUCAGGGCAGCCCAUGCUAUUCUUGGGGGGCUGCACCUGACCCUUGACUGGGCUGUGCGGGGCUUGCUGCUGCUGAAGACUCGGCUGUGACCUGCCACUGGGAACCACCAACGUCCUUCGAUGCCACAUCUUAUUUAUUUAUUUAUUUGGGGACUGGGGGCAUGGCAGCAGGAAAACACCCCCUCCUUCUCUCCCCUUAAUUUGAGACGGUCCCUCUAGGAGACCUGG
Neogale vison (American mink) is the source of this 821-nucleotide messenger RNA. It is a transcript of the gene IL11, whose product is annotated as interleukin 11. The record is from RefSeq and is a predicted model, not a curated record. Bases 84 to 683 code for a protein of 199 amino acids. Gene Ontology annotation, cellular component: cytoplasm. NCBI's taxonomy places the organism in Eukaryota, Metazoa, Chordata, Mammalia, Carnivora, Mustelidae. The transcript has 5 exons. Gene Ontology annotation, biological process: positive regulation of MAPK cascade; positive regulation of cell population proliferation. Gene Ontology annotation, molecular function: growth factor activity; cytokine activity.